Aaosphaeria arxii CBS 175.79 is the source of this 1564-nucleotide messenger RNA. Its product is annotated as 2-nitropropane dioxygenase. Gene Ontology annotation, molecular function: nitronate monooxygenase activity. The transcript has 2 exons. NCBI's taxonomy places the organism in Eukaryota, Fungi, Ascomycota, Dothideomycetes, Pleosporales. Bases 221 to 1270 code for a protein of 349 amino acids. The record is from RefSeq and is a predicted model, not a curated record.
CUUGGAUAACAUUCAGGAGCUGUACCCCCCGGCAUCUCUCAGUCACCGGUACUUAAUGGUAAAUCUUCCUGCCUUGAACAUGUAUAUCUUAUAUCUCGCAGCCUCUGGUCUGAGGUCUCGUUCCCAUAGCAGAAUUGUCCACGACAUUGAUUGAGCUCUAGGAACGACAUCCAUUACUUCGUGUCUUUUGUUCACCACACGCACCCUUGCACCUGUCAUUAUGUCGCCGCCUACGCUCUCGACGCCGCUCUCGCAGCUGCUGGGGAUACAAUAUCCUAUCAUCCUCGCUGGUAUGGCACGCACAUCUGGCGGACCCCUCGCCGCCGCGGUGUCAAACGCAGGAGGACUUGGUGUUAUUGGUGGACUUGGCUAUACACCUGAACAGCUUCAAUCCAUCAUCGACGAGCUCAAGGCCAAUCUCCGCGACAAGAACCUUCCUUUUGGAGUUGACCUCGCACUGCCACAAGUAGGGGGGUCCGCGCGAAAGACUAACCACGAUUACACCCACGGGCAAUUGGACGAACUGAUAGAAGUAACAAUCAAGAACGGGGCAAAGCUAUUCGUCAGUGCUGUCGGUGUGCCUCCGGCGCAUACGAUCAAGCGACUUCAUGAGGCUGGAAUACUCAUUAUGAAUAUGGUGGGCGCACCCAAACACGCCAUAAAAGCACUAGAUGCCGGAGUCGACAUUGUUUGCGCCCAAGGUGGUGAGGGUGGUGGACACACAGGAGAUAUCGCCAACAGCAUUCUCAUUCCCGCCGUAGUGGAUGUAGCAAGGCGAUAUAAGAGUCCACUCACGGGACAGCCAGCCAUGGUCGUUGCAGCAGGAGGAAUCUACAAUGGACGAAGUUUGGCAAGCAGUUUGAUGCAAGGAGCACAAGGUGUAUGGGUCGGUACAAGAUUUGUUGCCAGUACUGAGGCUGGAUGCUCCCAGAUGCACAAGGAGAAUGUUGUCUCCGCAACUUUCACAGACACCGGACGCACUUUGGUCGUUAGUGGCCGACCAUUACGGGUCAAGUUCAACGAUUAUGUCAAGGAAUGGGAGUCGCGGCCGCAAGAUAUCAAGAAGCUCUGUGAUAGCGGAGUUGUGCCAUUAGCAAAAGACAUGGACGAUGGAAAAGAUGUGGACAUACCAUUUUUGAUGGGCCAGGUAUCGGGCGUUAUCCAAGAUAUUAAACCGGCGAAGGAAAUCGUGGACGAUAUGGUACAGGAAGCGGUCGAUAUGCUGAAAAUUGGUCAAACAUAUAUCUCUGGACCGAGUAGCAAGUUGUAGAGGAGCAGCAUGGAUGGUCGGUUUACCUUCUAUUGAGAAAAGCGAUAGGAAGAGAUGAUAUGCAUGCAAGCGAUUUUAGCCAUAUAUGGAUAUGUUGCGUCAUCUGGAGCUAUGAGUUCAAGGUACAAUCCCGCAUGUACAAUAGUAACGUAGUACAUACGUUGAGUACAGGCAUGUGUUGUGAUGGUAAUACUACAGAGUACAGACUCACGUGUGAGCAGUGUGCAAACAUCACAGGGGCUCCGGUGGUGCAAAAGGACAUUUAGGUCUUGAGAAUAUGAAUUAAUUGACUUG